UAUAUGAUAGGAAAAUCCCAUUUAAAAAACGAGAACGACAAAAGUACACCCUUGUGCGGUGGUUCAAUAUUCGAAGAAUUUCCCCCCAAACCCUAAAAUUAGGGUUUAUUUUAAUUUCUCUUUCAAAUUUUGAUUCGUUCUGUUUGCAUUUGGUACGUUUGUUUGCUUUUUGUUCCUUCAAUCGGGCUUUAUCGCCCAUUUCGCAUUGAAAUCCAUGGUCAUCGCUUUACCAUGGAGCCCUCUUCACUGCAAUCCACUUCUCCCAUUCAACAACAAGAUGAUGACGAGUGGGACACCGAUGGAUUUGUGAUUCCGAGUUUGGGAAUUCAAGACUCUGAUCAAAGUAAAAACAAUGCUGCAAGCGUAGAAUCGCCAAAUUCUGCUGCAAAGACUAAGAAGGAAGAGAAGAUCUAUCUUGGUCCACACGGAGCGCCGCCUUCGCAACCAAAACAACAAGAGGUAAUUCCAUCAAACCGGAAGCAGCGGUUCAAGCAAAAGCUGAAAGAAGCUGAUAAGAGAAUUAGUGGGACAGGUAGGGAGAAUAAAGUGGAUAACCUGAGGGAGCUUGUAGGUGGGGAGAAAACAAGUGUCGGCAUGGCAAAGGGAUCCUCUCCUAAGGACUGGUUAGAUCCACAUUGCCAUGAAGCUGAGUUUGAGAGGAGGUGAUUCACACAUUGAAGAUUUUAGUUUCUUGAAGUUAUUUAUUCUUGGAGAACGUCCAAUUUAGCACUUUUUGUUAUAGUUCGAUUUGAUGCAUCAUUCAAGACAUGGGUUACAGAGGUUUUGUACUCUGACAAUAAGUUUAUCACCUGGUCUUUUGAUAAUAAAGUUAUUAUGUUCAGUAGUCAGUAAUUAUACUAUAGUUCCUUGUGGAAAUUAUGGGCUUGAAACGUUGAAUUCUGUCGACUACUAAUCGACGAAGAAAAAAAAGUUCAGUAGCUAAGCAAAUGAAACAGGAAGAUACAGAGUGGCCCAAGAAUAAUGAAAGAAAUAAAAACCGUUUUCAUGUUCAGAAUUCUCUUCCAGGUUUAUAUAUUAGCAUGGAUGUUUUCUGAAGGAAGAUAACUGUACUUAAGUAAUGUGGUAAGAAUAGUUUACUCAAUUGUCUUGUUUCAUGCAGUAAUGUUCAUGUACUAUUUAUAUGAAUGACAAUGAGCUCAUGUUUGCACACAAAAAUGUCAAAACCGGUCAACUUAUAUGCUACA
Messenger RNA from Medicago truncatula (barrel medic), 1205 nucleotides. RefSeq lists its product as uncharacterized. The coding region runs from base 232 to 666 and encodes 144 amino acids. NCBI's taxonomy places the organism in Eukaryota, Viridiplantae, Streptophyta, Magnoliopsida, Fabales, Fabaceae. The transcript is spliced from 3 exons. The record is from RefSeq and is a predicted model, not a curated record.